UAUACACGUAUUUUCGAGUCUCACGCUUCUCUUCCAACUCAGUCCUUCGGCCUCGUUUUUUUUAAAUCAUCUCUUUCGCCGCCUGUCCAAACGCGCGUCAAUCGAAUUUCUAUCUUCGCCAUCUGAAUUAACAGCUCUGCCUGCCGUCCUUCCACGAGCGGCAUCUCUCUGGGGGUAGCUGGCAAUCUCCCACGGCGACGCAACUCGUGGCCUCACCCGCCGCAUCACAUUCAGGGCUCCUUCCCGAGGGCCUGUGCCUACGCGAACAUACCCAUGGCAACAUUGCUUAUAUUCCAUCUGCAGUGAAUCUUCGUUGCUGCUUCGCCUCCCCCCAGCCGGCUUCUCUUGCGCCCUCGUCGCGUUGGCCUAGCGAGUCGCCGCCGUGCUCACCGGAUGAUACACGCCGGCCCGACCGAUCCAUCCUAGGCACCGUCCUGCCCGCCUGAUUUCGGCGCCCGACUUGAACAGGCCACGAUGGCGAACCCCGAGCAGACCUGGGGUAUUACACCGCCGAUAUCGACCGCUCUCCCAACCCCCGACGAGACUUACUCUACGAAUCUGCUUCUAGAGGAACUGAGACGCCAGAAUACGUUCGAGUCUGCGGCGGAGACCAAGAAGAGGGAGAGGGUUCUCGCCGACCUCCAACGAAUCACCGACGAGUUCGUCAAGCGCGUGGCGCGAGAAAAGGAACCGCAGAAUGAGGUUCUUAUCCGGGACGCCCGCGGCGAGGUCUUCACCUAUGGAAGCUACUGUCUCGGCGUAUACGGCCCUGGCUCCGAUAUCGAUACCCUCGUCACCGCUCCCCGAUACGUGACCCGCGAGGACUACUUCCAGUACUUCCCGUCCUUGCUACAGGAGAUGGCGCCCAAAGGCGCCGUGACCGACCUCACUGCGGUCGAGGACGCCUCCGUGCCUAUCAUCAAAUUCGAGUAUUGGGGUAUCAGCAUCGACUUGAUCUUCUCAAGGAUAGCUACGCUGAAACAGUUCCCACCCCAUGGUCAGCUUACCUUGACCAACAACGAAUAUCUACGGGGUUUGGAUGACCGUGAGCUUCGGUCCCUGAACGGCACCAGGGUUACCAAGGAGAUCCUCAGCCUGGUCCCGGAACAGAGCACGUUCCGCCUUGCUCUUCGAGCCAUCAAGCUCUGGGCACAGCGGCGCGCUAUAUAUGCCAAUAUCAUCGGGUUCCCGGGCGGCGUGGUCUGGGCUAUGUUGGUAGCCCGGAUCUGUCAACUCUAUCCUAGGGCCGCCAGCGCCCACAUCGUGACCAAAUUUUUUCAGAUCAUGAAGGCCUGGCAUUGGCCUAUGCCGGUGCAGUUGAAGCAUAUGGACGAUGGUCCGCUGAACGUCCGCGUCUGGAAUCCGAAGAUAUACAAGAGCGAUAGCUACCACUUGAUGCCCGUUAUCACCCCGGCGUAUCCUCAGAUGUGCGCAACCUUCAACAUCACCCAUUCCACCAAGGCCGUCAUACAGCGCGAGCUCGAGCGUGGUGUGGACAUCACCAUCCAGAUCCGGGAGGGAAAACUGCCAUGGAAGGAUUUGUUUGUGAAACACACUUUUUUCACCUCGGACCACAAGUAUUAUCUUGCCGUCAUUGCCACCAGCAUCACGAAAGAGGCGCACAAAAUCUGGUCCGGAUUUGUCGAAUCUAAAGUCCGCGUCCUCGUGGGCGAUCUAGAACGGCACCAUGAUGUCUCCAUCGCACGCCCGUUCAACAAGGGCUAUGAAAGGCAGCACAGGGUCAAGAGCGACCAAGAGACUGAGGAGGUUCAGAACGGAAGUCUGAAUUAUAUCGUGCGCGAAGAAGAAGAAUCUACGGUGAAGCAAGAGAACGGUGUCGAGGGCAAGGCUGAGGUGAAAACAGAACCGAACUCGAUCGAGGCAGGGAGGGGCGAACCGGCGGACCACAAGGUCAAGUUCGACGCCGAGGACCCGGAGGUCAGGAUGGACGAUAUCCCCACCCUAGGAACCAAGAUAUUUACCACGACACAUUACGUAGGCCUCGAGCUUGCUGAAGGUGCCAAGUCGUUGGACUUAACUUCUCAGGUCAACGCGUUCAAGGCCAGGUGUAGCGAAUGGGACAAGUUCGACUCGAAUCUGAACUACUUGAGCAUCCAACACGUGAAGAACACCAAUCUCCCCGACGACGUCUUCGAGCCGGGCGAGGUCAAGCCGACGCGACCCCGGCUAGCCAGAAAGACGGCUACAAACGCCGGGCCCGCUCCCCCCCCAAAGAAGCGCAAUGCUUCUUCCGAAGCCAACCCUCCCCCCGCGAAACGACAGCAGCCCGCCCUGCAGGCAUCGACUACUGUUGCGGCGGGCUGAGCGUCGGACACGCCCUAAAUGCCUGUGCUUUGCCAGAAACAGUUUCUUACCCCGAUUCAGCUUACCCUGAUUUUUUUUCCCGGGCCCCGACUGAUCUGCUGUAGCUGACAUCAAUAUGUAUUGAUACUAACCUAAUAUUGUCCGGAGGCGGCCAUAGCACGGCGUAUGUGUGUUGUGUGUGUGUGUGCUCUUAACACACCCACGGACUCUUUUAACAUCUAUCGUUCACGAGCCAGCCAGGCUCUUCCGGCGCUCCGUAGGACAGCCUGGUCGAACAGUAACAGGACACGGGCGCUCCCGGCGAGAUAGGCUACGGCAACCCGGAAUCACCAGUUUUAUCUAGCGUCUUACCCCUAGACAGGAUGCAAACUGUGUUGUUCUUGGCCUUGCCUGUUGAUCCAAAACUCGGUGCCCCGGGGGGGGAGUUCGUAAUGGCGAGAAGGGAAGAUGUUAUGGUUAUUCUCUACUGCGACGUUUCCCCCUUUUCUUCUUCUUUUCUUAUACUUGUCCCCUCUCCCCACCCCCAACCCCUGUUUGCUUUAUCAUGUAGAGAGAGCAAGAGAGCACGACAGAAAACACACAACAGAGAGAGAAAGGGAUAGGCCCACUCCCCUGACACUGAUCCUGACGUAGGGCAUCGGACCACGAGCGUUGAGACAUCACGCACGGUGUAUCUAGAGGAGUUGCGAGUAAAUAAAUGCAUUUUUUUUCCCCGCGGGACAUA
This is a messenger RNA of Durotheca rogersii, 3049 nucleotides long. Its product is annotated as Poly(A) polymerase. Gene Ontology annotation, cellular component: nucleus. The transcript has 6 exons. The coding region runs from base 475 to 2325 and encodes 616 amino acids. NCBI's taxonomy places the organism in Eukaryota, Fungi, Ascomycota, Sordariomycetes, Xylariales, Xylariaceae. Gene Ontology annotation, molecular function: RNA binding; poly(A) RNA polymerase activity. The record is from RefSeq and is a predicted model, not a curated record.